ACGAUACAAGAGCAACACAAACUAUUUUCGUGCCCAAUGCUCGUACGGUAUACAAAAACAAAACUUAUCUCCCGCGGUGCAUAGAUUUUUAUCAAAAAAAUUAAAUUAAAUAAUUAUUAUUUCUGGAUGUGUAAGUGACCUCGCGAAUACGAUGGAAAGUAUAGGCGACGAUCGAGAGAACUUAAAGGAUUUUCUUGAAGAAGCUGAACUUCAACAAUACCAUGAGCUCUUUAGAGAUGUCUUGAAAGUGACAAAACUAUCGCAAUUAAAAUUCGUCGUGACAGAAGACUUGGUACAAAUUGGCUUCUCGAAACCAGAACAAAGACGAUAUAAAAAAAUAUAUUCCAAAUAUUUUCCAAAUCCAUACAUCACCAAAAUAAAGAGACUGCUUAGCUCUAGUAAAAAGAAUGAUCCGUUUUCACAUGGACAAUCGACGAUACCUGUCGAUUUGCAACCGUUUUCAGACAGCACCGUUAAAAUUCCCACAAAACAUAUAAUAUCAAUAGAAGAUAUAACUAUUAAUAAAGAGCUUGGCAUGGGCCAGUUUGGUGUUGUGCAACAAGGCACAUGGACUACAGGGAAUCAAAGACUGCAAGUUGCAAUAAAAUGUUUGGGAAACGAACGUAUGACAUCAAAUUCAACUGAGUUCCUAAAGGAGGCAGCCGUGAUGCACAGCAUAGAGCAUCCAAAUAUAGUGCGAUUGUUUGGCGUCGUUCUGCAUUUAGAUUCCUUGAUGUUGGUAACAGAGCUGGCUCCUCUCCGUUCACUGCUGGAGUGCCUCCGUGAAGUGUCACUCCGGCCCAAUUUCCCCGUUCCUACUCUCUGCGAGUUCGCCGAACAGAUCUGUGAUGGCAUGACUUAUUUAGAAAACAAAAGACUGAUUCAUAGGGAUUUAGCAGCAAGAAAUAUUUUAGUAUUCAACAAAGAUAGAGUAAAGAUUUCAGACUUUGGUCUGUCGCGCGCACUUGGUGUCGGCAAGGAUUACUAUCAGACGAAUUAUAAUGUCAAUCUUAAAUUGCCGGUGGCUUGGUGCGCGCCAGAAUGUAUAUUGUACUUACGUUUUACGUCAUCGAGCGACGUCUGGGCGUUCGGUGUUUGUCUUUGGGAGAUGUUCACAUAUGGCUUCCAACCGUGGGCGGCUUUCUCCGGACAGCAGAUAUUAGAAGCUAUUGAUACGCCUAAUUUUCAGAGAUUGGAAAGACCGGAGUGCUGUCCCGAAGCGUAUUAUUCGACGAUGCUGGAGUGCUGGUCGCACGAGCCAAACGAUCGGCCGAAAUUCAAGGACCUGGGACCAAAGUUACUCGGUAUACGACCUGAAAUGGUUCAAGCAACAUCGAACUUCGUGAGAACAGACGACGGAAGACGCACUAAUUAUUUAGAUUAUAAAGUUGGACAGAUCAUUACCGUUUUAGGAAAAGAAGGCAUGACUAAGAGCUCCUUGUGGUACGGAGUUCUCCCCGGCGGUGCCUGCGGUGUGUUCGAUCCUAACCAGACCAAACCAUAUUCGAAACCAGAGAAGCCAUUAUCGCUGGGCUCGCUAUCGCCGAAUCCGAAUCGUCAUUCGUCACGUUCGUUACGUCCCUCCCUACUGCGCUCGGACGCGAAGCGACACACGUACACCGGGAAACGGACGAUACAACGCAACAUGAUAUCUAGUCCGCAAGGCGACGUCAAACACACGGGACACGUAGGACUCGACGGCGCAUAUUUCGGAGACAUAUCGUUCUUGGACCCGGCCGGUUGCCCGCCCAGACAAGUGGUGACUCCGUACAAGCCCUCGGAGGACUUGGAGCAGGUUCCCCUGAUCAACCCGAACUCCCCUUCACACCUGACCGGGGGAGCCUCGAGUGCGCCUCCGUAUCCGUUGCUGUCGUCACGUCCGGAUCACAGGAACGAUUGCGAUGAAGUCGACCUGGCUUAUGGCGAAAGUCGAAGUAAAGCUCAGAAGAAAAACAAUCACAAGAAUUCGGAAACCACCGCCUGUAAAAAUAUAUUGAAUAAGGUGAAAAGCGCGACUAUUCGUCGUUCAAAUAAAACAGUGGACGCAAACAAUAAAACGGACGAGGUUCACGAAUACCAUGAAAUAUCCGACACUGAUAUGGAAUGUCCACAUCCUGCGAGUGCGAGGAAUGAACAUCUUGGAUCACCCGAAAGUCCAGGGAUUAUUAAAGGCUAUACAGACUUCAGUCAGAGCCUCAUCGAUGAGAUGGAAACUAUGUUCCGAAAUCUGGACGCUAAGAGACGUGACGAGCCGGGCACAUCGAGUAAGCAUUUCGACAUCGAUGCAUUGAGAUCUCAUACAUUGUCGAAGUUUGAUAAGAAGAAGAACUUCAACACCGGCACAAUGAAACCAAUGUCGGCCCACGAUGAGAAGACACUGGAAACGGCGAUGUCCAUGGCCAAUGAACUGACCACAAAGUCAAUGACCGAUCUGGGCGGUGACAACAAGUUGCCAACAUCGCCAAACGAUAAAUCCAAGUUUCACUUCAAAUUCCCGCAGCUGUCUAUACAUCACGAGAAACCUAAUGAAGUGAUUGACAAAGAUGCUUUGGCUAAACAAGAACGUCGCAACUUCAGCGAGGAAGCUAAAAGCGUACCCGACAUACAGUCGACAAUAACGAAAGAGAGCAAAGCUGCAUACACCCAUUUAAUCGAGGAGCCGACGCCCUCUGGAUCAUUGUUGACUCAAAUCGCCAAAGAAACGAAAGCGAAGGGUCAUCACCAGCCGGCAACAAUGCCCAAACCAGCACCGAGAAGCGAACCGCGUCCUAGAUUCCAUUCACUGCAGAUCGCACCACCAUGCAAACCUAGGCCGUGUCCUGAAGUCGAAACAAUUGAAAAAGAAAUCACAAAUCCAUUACCGCUACCACCGAGAGCUACCAAACCAAAACUGGUCGACAAACGACGUCACAUCCGAAAGUAUCCCCUCAAGCUGCCAUCGGACAUGGUUCUCCCCGAGCCCGGUCCAAGCAAGCAGAUAAUAUACCAAAACGCUUUCACUCCGGUUAACUGUCGCUUGCAACACGACAACGAUCGCAAGAGUAACGGCGUCGACGUAAUUGACGGUCCAGCUAAAGGAACGAAUCCGUUCUCUCGUUCCGGACCUAGUUCGGUUAAUCCCUUCGAUAAUUGUAUCGAAACGAACGACGACGGCAUCGAUCUGCAUCUCGACGUUGUCCGGUACGACGUUAGUGAAGACGAAGACGACGAACAUGACAUCGCCGAAGGAGCUCUUGUUAAAGUGUUUCCAGAAUGUUCUGACCACGUGUCGGUCGAGGAUCUGCUCGAGUUCGCCGACCAGAAGCCCUGCGGCAGACAACGUGGCGUCGAAUCCGAUGAAGUCAGGAUCAUGAGAAAAGUACUUAAUCAGAAAGUGACACCUGAAGAAUGCUUAGCCGCUUUAGAGCUGAGUGAUUGGAACGUUCACCAAGCCAUCAAAGUGAUGCGCGUCAAGAUAUCUGUCGGCGAGGCUGUUUCCCUGGAGGAAUGUAGCACGGAGCUGCUAAAAGCCUGCGGAGAUAUUGUUAAGGCUUCGGCCGUACUAGUGCUUUGUAAACGUGAAAUAAAGUAGACCUUUCGUGUGUGUUGUGUG
This is a messenger RNA of Bombyx mandarina (wild silkworm), 3592 nucleotides long. It is a transcript of the gene Ack-like, whose product is annotated as activated Cdc42 kinase-like. Gene Ontology annotation, biological process: protein phosphorylation. The record is from RefSeq and is a predicted model, not a curated record. Lineage: Eukaryota; Metazoa; Arthropoda; Insecta; Lepidoptera; Bombycidae. Gene Ontology annotation, molecular function: protein tyrosine kinase activity; ATP binding; protein binding.